AAGGUCGGUUCACGAGUUCCGCGACUCGGCGACCGUCGGGCGAUGUUCAAAUUUGGAUAAAUACCCAUUAAUCGAGCUGAAAAAACUCAGUUUUUUUCCGAAAUCGCAUUUUUGUGUCGUGCUAUCUGUUAGGCACCCGGGAAACAAUGUGGCACGUAUAAAACAAGCAAGUAGCGAUUCACAGGGCGAAUUCUCUCGUCUGUGGUCGGCGUGAGCAGUGGUAAAAUGGCUGUCGGGAAACGUCAAUACAUUUUAUAUUGAUAAACGACUACCGUUUUGUAAAUAACUCCAACGAAAUCAUCAGAAUAUCGCGAAUGUUCGAGUGAUAUUUCAACUUUUUUACUCUUGUCUGCACUUUGAAGCAUAUGUGACGAAAAUGGCAGAGUUUGUACGAGGAGGUCCCAGCGUGUCAAACAGUGCUAAGAUUGACCACAAUAGUAAGGGAGGUUCUCCCAGUACCGGAAGCGAAGAUGGAGGUCCAAACGAAUCCCUGAAUACUGAAGAAUUCGAUCCUUUCCUCGAAAAUAUACCAGAUGAUCCUCAGGACACAGAGGAACCGGACAGUGGUAACAACACAGUUCUAACUGCUCCACCCGAAAAUCAAUGGUAUCACGGGCGACUGGACAGGUUUACUGCAGAAGAAAGACUGUGGGACGCGAGUAAAAUGGGAAGUUAUUUAGUUCGUGAGAGCGACAGGAAACCCGGGAGUUAUGUUCUCUCUUACCUGGGACGCACUGGCAUUAACCACUUUCGAAUUACAGCUGUUUGUGGAGAUUAUUACAUCGGCGGUCGUCAAUUUAACAGCCUUUCAGACCUUGUUGCCUAUUAUACUCAUUGUUCGGAUCUGUUGAAAAGAGAACGCCUUAUACAUCCUACACCACCACCUGAGCCUGUGAAUGAUAAAAAACGAAUCGUCGCAAUAUUGCCCUACACGAAAAUGCCUGACACUGAUGAACUCAGUUUUCAAAAGGGCGAUAUUUUUUUCGUUCACAACGACAUGGGGGACGGGUGGCUUUGGGUCACAGCCCACAGAACUGGAGAACAGGGCCUAAUUUUCCGAGAGUUGGUCGACGAUUUGGAUGAUUCGAUUGAUCCUAAUACAGUCUUUUCAUGGUUUCAUCCAAAUGUCACUAAGAGCGAAGCUGUCGAUAUGUUGGUCAAAGCAGGACCCGGCAGUUUUCUAGUCAGACCUUCCGACAACAGUCCUGGAGAUUAUUCUCUUUUCUUCCAUAUUAACAAUCAAAUUCAAAGAUUUAGGAUUGAAAAGAAAGGUGUACGUUACUUGAUGGGAGGAAGAACUUUCGAAUGCCUGGACGCUGUUAUAAAUAGAUACCGAAAGGAGCAGAUAGUAGAAGGUCACACAUUGGUUCAAGCGAUGGUGACAGAACCCGAUGGCAGUGUACGAGUAAACAGAGAAGUGCAACACGCCGAAAAAAUAUACGCAACCUUGCGAGAAUGCAGAGAGCAGUCUGGAGCGAAGAAGAAUAAGGGGAUCAAAAUGCAGGGUUAUUUAGAAAAGAAGUCCGAGAAAAAUAAGAAGUGGAAAGCACUUUAUUUCGUACUUUUGGUCGACGCGACUGACACACAUUUAUAUCUGUAUGACAAUCCUAAAAGAACGAAGCCGAAAGGCCUCAUCGAUUUAAGCUGCGCGUAUCUAUACCAGGUUCAUGAAAGUGUUUUCGACAGACCUCAUUGUUUCCAACUGGUAGAGCGUGCUCUGCCCUGUUUGUCUACAAUAACAUAUUUAGCUGCCCCGAAUUCCGAAAACGUUUCCGACUGGAUAAAUGCUUUAAAGCCACUAUGUGUCUCUCAAUUAACUCGCGCUCCAAAAGUUGCUCGUUUACGCGAGCUGCGUUCACUGCAUUUACAUAUUUUAGAUGCGCACAGAUUGCCGUACAAGCUGGUACCCAGUCCGUUUAUUAUAGUAGCUUUAAAUAACGUCAAAGUCGCCCGCACAAAAGUUAAGACUGGUUUACAUCCCCUUUGGGACGAAGAAUUCAUUUUAGAAGAUGUUCCGCCAGACGUGAUGUCAUUUUCUUUAACGCUGUACAACAAAGGAAAGCGCAGUAAAGACACCGAAGUAGCCGAAUUUACGGUUGAUUUGUCAAGUCUGACUAAUGGAGAAGAAAUGGACGAGUGGUAUCCCUUAUCGGGCGUUACACCACUCGGAGAAUGGGGAGCAUUGCGUUUGCGUUUGAGAUACCGCCAUGAUUUGGCAAUGCCACCAGAAGAAUACAGCCCUUUACAGCAAUUAUUACUGGAUCCGGAACUGCACGUUGUCAGGGCCUUAGCUGAUGUUUGUCACUUGGACAGAGUCCCACUCGCGAAUAGUCUUCUUAGAAUAUUUAGGCAUGACAGAAAGGAAGCAGACCUUCUAAGGUCAUUGAAUCAGGCAGAAGUCGACAAGGAAGAUGAAACACCAACACUAUUCAGAGCUGCAAGCCUUACGACUACGCUGAUGGAUCUUUACAUGAAAUCAGUGUGCACGUCAUUCUUGAAAGCUGCUCUACGUGACACAAUAGUAAAGUUAAUCGAAAGUAAACAAAGCUGUGAACUGAAUCCUACAAAAAUGGACUCACCGGAAGACGCAUGCAAUAACGCAGAAUUUUUAUUACAAAUUUUGGAUGAAGUGACUCUGAGCAUUUUUACAAGUCCUGAUGCUUGCCCAAAGACUGUGAGGUACAUCUGCGGAUGUCUGCAGAGAGCCGUAGUUUCUAAAUGGCCUCACGAGAGGCUGGUCAGAACUAGGGUCGUCAGUGGCUUCAUAUUUUUACGUUUAUUAUGCCCUGCAAUUUUAAACCCUAGGUCAUUUAAUUUGAUCGCCGAACCUCCACCUCCAGCAGCCGCUCGAUCUUUAGUUAUGGUUGCCAAGUGUCUUCAAAAUCUGGCGAACUUGGUGGAAUUUGGAGGGAAAGAACCGUACAUGGAAGUUGUUAAUCCAUUCAUUCUAAAAAACAAGGAGCGAAUGGUCGUCUUUCUGGACCAGUUAUCUAAUGUUACGGAGAAACCAGAUCCGGAUGGCGCAGAUCCGAGAGGAAAAUGUGGCUCGGAUACGGCAAGAGAUCUAGCAACUUUACAUCACAUUUGUGUUUCCCACCUAAAAGAACUACAGGCUCUAUCGAAAACUCAGCCGACGAUAAAACAGUUAGUAACUGUGACUGAAAUGCUGAGCAAACACAAGCAAAAGUACAUGGAAAUGAUACGGUAGUGUUGAAGCCACAAAUCAUCGAGAAUGCCAAAACGCGACAAAAUAGUAAACAAAUCAAUAUCGACAAGUUAAACAUAGAAGUAUUUAAUGAUAAAUAUGAUAUUUGGUUUUACUAAAACUUCAACAGACUGACGUGCCAUAUAUAUUAUUGUAUACACACAAGCCUAUAUUUACUAUUUACUUAUGUAAUUAGAGUCUAGUUUAUACAUAUAUAGCAACCGUAAUGUAACAGUGAUAUAGCAACAUACAAGAAUUAUUAUAUAGGCAUAUGACAAUUUUAUAUUCACUUAGGUGCUCGAAAAUAAAAACGAAUCGAAGUAA
This is a messenger RNA of Belonocnema kinseyi, 3529 nucleotides long. RefSeq names its product ras GTPase-activating protein 1 (gene vap). The record is from RefSeq and is a predicted model, not a curated record. NCBI's taxonomy places the organism in Eukaryota, Metazoa, Arthropoda, Insecta, Hymenoptera, Cynipidae. Gene Ontology annotation, molecular function: protein binding. The transcript is spliced from 15 exons. Bases 377 to 3208 code for a protein of 943 amino acids. Gene Ontology annotation, biological process: regulation of GTPase activity.